AUGGACGGCCUCGCGCUCUUCAAGCUCGUCUCCCUUGUAAGCAUAUGGGUCGUCGGCUUCAUUGGCGGUGUCCUGCCCUUCUUCAUCCGCCAGCGCAACCGCGUGCUCAUGAGCCAGCUCAACUGCAUGAGCGGUGGCGUCUUCCUCGCCGGCGGCUUCAUGCACCUGCUGCAUGCGGCGAUCGAGAACCCGGGCCUCGCGCGCUGGUCGACGAUGGACGAAGGCGCGUAUGCGUUCCCAUAUGCAGAGAUGUUUUGCACGAUCGGCUUCCUCGGCGUCUUGAUCGACAGCGACGAUCACAAGAUGGACAGCGCGCCGUUCCUCGAGCAAGUCGAGGCCGCGACGCCAUCCGUGGCCAAGAAAGGCCGGAAAAAGUCUCAUGACGACCACAUUGCGUUCGACAAGAACGCAUCGGGCACCGUGGCCUUUGUGCUCUUUGUCGCGCUCUCGUUCCACUCGGUGCUUGAGGGCCUUGGCAUUGGCGCCCAGUCGCAGCCGGCGUGGGGCGUCUUCCUCGCAAUCAUCAUCCACAAGGGCCUCGCUGCCUUUGCGCUCGGCUCGGGCAUGCUCAAGAGCCAAAUGAACAAGACCAAGUUUGUCAGCUACAUGCUCCUCUUCUCGCUCAUGAGCAUCUUUGGCAUCAUCAUUGGCUGGGCCGUGAACGCAGCCGAGUCGUCCGAAGACUCGGCGGCGGCGGGUAUCUGCCUCGCACUGGCGUCCGGGACGUUCAUCUACGUGGCUGUCAUGGAGAUCAUUCCGCAAGAGUUUUCACACGGCAAGUCGAGCCUCCAGAAGACGCUUCUGCUUUGCUCGGGGUACGCUGUCUUUGGCGCGAUCGCCAAGUGGUCGUAG
Molecule: messenger RNA, 852 nt
Organism: Saprolegnia parasitica CBS 223.65
Lineage: Eukaryota; Oomycota; Saprolegniomycetes; Saprolegniales; Saprolegniaceae
Exons: 4
Coding region: 1-852 (283 amino acids)
Biological process (GO): zinc ion transmembrane transport
Cellular component (GO): membrane
Molecular function (GO): zinc ion transmembrane transporter activity
Source: RefSeq, a predicted model, not a curated record